Scedosporium apiospermum is the source of this 924-nucleotide messenger RNA. RefSeq lists its product as uncharacterized. The record is from RefSeq and is a predicted model, not a curated record. Bases 1 to 924 code for a protein of 307 amino acids. Lineage: Eukaryota; Fungi; Ascomycota; Sordariomycetes; Microascales; Microascaceae. The transcript is spliced from 3 exons. Gene Ontology annotation, biological process: formation of translation preinitiation complex. Gene Ontology annotation, molecular function: RNA binding.
AUGCCCCUCGUCGUGCCCCCCGAGACAACUAAUGCGCCAGACAAGACGGAGGAGUGGACGCGCAAACUCGUUGGCAAGACCUUGUCCGAGGACACGACCAGUGAGACGAUGUUCUGCAAAAGGGACCUGCCUGAGGUGUGCCGCGUCAUCGCGCCCGGACAGAUAGUGACGAAGGAUUACCGCCCUGAGAGACUGAAUGUGCAGGUGAAGGAGGACGGGACGGUGGCAGUAAAUCAACAACAAACAAAUAAGCCAUAUCUCCAUCUCUACGCCCUUCUAAAGAACCAAUCCCUCAAGGCUAACCAAAAUCCUCUCUUUCUCUCUCUCUCUAUUGCCAGCAUCACCCCCGGAACCAAAUCCAAGCUCAAAUCCUCCGUCCAGCGCUCCCUCCGCCAAUCCCUCCUCACCACCUUCCCCCUCCUAACCCCCCACAUCGACGCCAUCCUCCCCAAAAAAUCCGACCUGACCGCCAUCAAGCUCCCCGACCGCGCGGUCCUCUACGCCCUCGACGCAUCCACCCCGCUCUUCUUCCAACCCGAGGGCAACCACGGGCCCAUCGUGCCCCAUCUCCGCCUCGUCCACCGAUACCCGGACGCUUUUCCCUCCGUACGCAUCGACAGGGGCGCCGUGCGCUUCGUGCUCUCGGGCGCUACGCUCAUGGCCCCGGGGUUGACGAGCCCGGGCGGGAGAUUACCCGAGGAGAGGGAUACGGGGGAGGAAGGGGAGGGCGAGGUCGACGGGCGGUGGAGUAGGGAGUUGGAGAAGGGGGAGGUUGUGGUCGUUAAGGCCGAGGGGAAGGUGGAGGCUUGCGCUGUCGGGGUUUUGGUUGUGGGGACGAGGGAGGUGAAGGAGAAGAAGAAGGGGCCGGUUAUUGAGGAUGCGCAUUUUCUUGGGGAUGGGCUGUGGUGUAUGCAUUUGGAUUGA